This is a messenger RNA of Trematosphaeria pertusa, 2628 nucleotides long. RefSeq lists its product as uncharacterized. The record is from RefSeq and is a predicted model, not a curated record. Lineage: Eukaryota; Fungi; Ascomycota; Dothideomycetes; Pleosporales; Trematosphaeriaceae. The transcript is spliced from 2 exons. Bases 186 to 2453 code for a protein of 755 amino acids.
GGAGGCACGCCUGCCCUAAUCGGACCGGACUGUAAUCACGGGAUCGAGCACACGUGUUUUUCAGCAGCUCAAGGCAGACGAGCAUCCGUCAACUCUCAGACAAUGGUGCCAAAGGAGUGGAAGCGCCUUCCCAGCCAGGUCAAGGUACGCAGGGGUAUGAAGUCAUUCGCAGCGAAAACGCCAGCAUGGACAGUCAAAAGAAUGAGAUUCAGGACAAAUCAGACAGGCCAGGGCUCAACGAUGCAGCAGAGUGUAGCGAGGGAAAAUAUGGCGGGUCAAAUGGAAAGAUAUCGCCUCGUUCGAGCCACGACGAGGACGGGUCAGAAUGCAAAUGCUACCAGUUUGACGAUAAUCUGUCGCUCACGCUCGAUCCGGACUUCGAAUACGAACCAUUGGACGAUAGCAAAAAAGACUUCCGGCUCCUUCUUCUUCUCGGUCGUGCUUCCACUCGCGGCAUUCACAUCGCUCUCGUGCAUGUCUGCGCCGAACACCCGCCACCUUUUUACGCGAUAUCGUAUACUUGGGGCGGCCGAGCAGUGUCACGUCGGAUCCCGUGCCAUCGCGCGUAUGUUGCACAAGGGGGACCAUGCAACCCUCUGUUUGCGAUUACGUCGACAAACAUGGGAAUAGCAAUCAGCGAGUCCGUCUACUCCAUGUUGAAAGAACUACAACCUGAAGAUGGCCUUCUGGCCCUGUGGGUUGAUGCUAUAUGCAUAAAUCAGAAAGACCUUGUAGAGAAGUCGAGGCAGGUCCCGAUGAUGGAUGAAAUCUACAAGGCGUCGGCUGAAACGAUUGUGUGGAUACCCCCACCCUCUGAUAAGGACCAGAUCGAAAAUACUGUUUCUGAAAUCGAAAUGCUCCUGCGGUAUAAGAUGGAAGAAGUCGAGAUCGAAAUUUGCCCUCUGAAAAAGAGCGGGAUGGGUCUAUCGGACGAGAUCUUGGAGGGGAGCAUUGCAGAUGAGAGAUUCUCCGCCAAAGAUCUACACGUAGAAGCGAUCUUGUCGUUACUGGGCAAUGAAUGGUUCACUCGUACAUGGACGUUUCAAGAAGUUGUUUUGCCUCUACAUGUAAACAUCCGAUACGGCCACAGAGAUAUUCCGUGGGCAUACCUUGCGAAAGCAUUUUCCACAGCUGUUCGGCACCUCCAACUGUGCGAUGCGAAAGACAUAUAUCGAUUGGCAUUCGCAUUCUUGGACGUUAACUCUUAUCGAACCUGGAGCCAGAAAUAUCGAAGGAUGAUGGAGGAAGUCGUUGCAGGGCGCAAGGAGCCAGAUGAAGAACUCGCACGUCUAUCCCAUCCCUUGAGUUUUUAUCCCAUCUUGAGAGCGAUGCGUCAGCGACAGGCAACCGAUCCCCGCGAUAAAUUCUACGGUAUGCUAGGAGUGGCGAUUGAUAAUCCCAUACCUGUCGUCGACUAUUCGCUACCGGUACUGGAUGUGUACGUUGCCGCGGCUGAAGCAUGCAUGCAUACGACGAAAAGGCAUGCAUACCCCUUGCAAUUCCUUAGUGACGCCGGAUAUCUCUCGGAAGAUAAUCCCAUCCGGGGAACCAGUAAAGCGGUUAGUGCCCGAGAGUACUGGCCGUCUUGGCUUCCGGAUUGGAGUAUCCGCAGCAAAGAAGAGAAGGACGUUCAGUGCUAUACACGUCCCUGUGUCAGUGCUUCCGGCGAUAGGUCGUGGAAUGCAACAGUCAUUGCGGAGCAUCAUCAUAGUCUCAUCGACAAGCCCGGCCCGUGUUUGAGAGUUCGCGGAGUAUUGAUACUCACGAUUGAACGGCUCCUGAACGACUUCGCAGACGCCGAAUAUCGCAAGUACGCCAAGGCCAUCCUACAUUGUCAUCAACCGUAUCCAAAUUCAUCAGACUGUUAUUGUCAAAUACUGCGCUCACUCGUGGGGCCGCAUCUCUCACAUGAGGUCCAUGUAUAUCCGCCCUAUCGACACGGGCCUAAGGACACAGAAUUCUGGAGGCACAUCGCUCGAGAGCAGUCGCCUUUGGAAAAUGUUCUACCUACUCUCCAGGCUAACAGCCACGCUGGCAUCCAUAUGCGACCGGGCUUGGACGAAGUCAAUCCAGCCACGACGUCUCACGCACAAGCUGAAACAGAAUAUAUCGAAGCAUCGUCGAAUGCAAGCCGUGAGGCCCAGGCAAUCUACGAUCCCAAGGAAUCCGAGAUCAUAUCCCCGGUAGUGGAGGAAGUAGUGCUGAAUUGGAUACGUUCAAUUCCAGGUCGCAAGGUCUUCGUGACCAACGGCGGCUUCUUGGGGCAAGCACCCGCAGAAGCAAAAGCAGGCGACGAGAUUGCAAUUUUGUUCGGGGCGCAGGUUCCCUUCGUCGUUCGACGCGACGGUGAUCAUUAUCUCCUGAUCGGAGAUUGCUACAUCAUGGGGGUUGCAUGUGGGGAAGCGAUGGUUGACUUGGAUGAGUCUAAGGUCACAGACUUAUAUUUCUGGUAGCAAGAGGAGCAGAGGGGUUGAGUCAUCGCGUUCCGCUUUCGACAUCACAGGAGCUAAGAGAGCAGGGUGACCGGCUAGGUACAUGGUGCGCUGGACGCUGUUCUUCUUGCUAGCUAUUUCUGUGCAAACCGCAAGUUCGAAUCCUUCAAGACCAAUGCUUAACCCUGAUCUUGUG